Messenger RNA from Xylaria bambusicola, 1468 nucleotides. RefSeq names its product peptidase alpha-lytic pro domain protein. The transcript has a single exon. Gene Ontology annotation, cellular component: extracellular region. Gene Ontology annotation, molecular function: serine-type endopeptidase activity. Gene Ontology annotation, biological process: proteolysis. Bases 242 to 1354 code for a protein of 370 amino acids. The record is from RefSeq and is a predicted model, not a curated record. Lineage: Eukaryota; Fungi; Ascomycota; Sordariomycetes; Xylariales; Xylariaceae.
CAAAAUCCUACUUGCGCCAACACCUCUUGGCUCUUUAAAGCAAACUAGGAAGGAGGAAGCUGGUGAUGGCAGGCCUCGGACAGCGACAACAGGAGCAUUUGAUCAUGAUAGUAGAGCCGGGAGAAGUAUAAAGAUAUCAAGAUGUUCCCAUCUAGUCUGCUAGUUUUAUCUUCCCUUCAUCAUUCCUUUUCCAUUCUCACAGCCUCUCCCCUAUAUACCCUUUUCAGAAUACAACUUAGACAUGGAGCUCACUAAGUUCCUCGCCUUUUUGGCAAUCACCUUGCCCGUUGCCUACGGUGCCCCCUCACCUACAAAGCUCCACCCCGAGAUUUUGGCCGCUUUAAAGCGUGAUUUGGGGCUAGAUGCCAGGCAGGCUACCGCCCGUGUUGCCCGGGAGCAAUGGGCUGCUGGAGUUAUCGAGCAGUUGCGCACGGAAACAAAGGAUUCCUUUGCCGGCGCUUGGAUUGUCGACGGCCACACACUUAAAGUUGGUGUGACAAGUCAAGCUAUGGCUAAGAAGGUCUCCGCUGCUGGAGCUACACCAGUGAUUAUGACCAACAGCCUUUCUAAGCUCACCGACGCGAAGAAGACACUUGACAAGAUGGGCAGCCAAGUUAGGUCGGCUGGCACCGGCAUCGCAGCAUACUACGUCGAUGUUGCCUCCAACAAGCUUGUUAUAGAAGCACUCUCCGGCAGUGCCACCCAUGCCAAAGCGAUGGCGAAGGUAGCCGGGCUUGCCGAGAACGAUGAGUUUGAAGUCCGAGUCGUCGACAAAAUGCCCACCACUUUCGCCACGGUUCAAGGCGGCGAUGCUUAUUACAUUAACCAGAGUGCUCGGUGUUCCGUUGGCUUUUCAGUCACAAGUGGCUUCGUGUCGGCUGGCCACUGUGGAACUUCAGGCAGUUCUGCCGCGACCAGCGACGGUGAAUUUCUGGGAACCUUUCAAGCGUCGGUCUUCCCAGGAGACGCCGAUAUGAGCUAUAUCGGUACCGAUGGAGCUACCCUCACCGGCCAAAUUAACGGCUACGGUUCAAGCAGUAUACCCGUAACGGGUAGCGAUGUUGCUGCUUCUGGAUCUAGCAUUUGCCGUUCCGGGUCUACCACCGGGGUCCAUUGCGGCACAAUCAGGUCAUUCGACGCAACAGUCAACUAUUCUGAAGGAAGCGUCACAGGUCUCACCGAAACUGAUGUAUGCGCUGAGCCUGGCGACUCUGGUGGCUCUUUCUAUUCCGGCUCCCAGGCCCAAGGUGUAACUUCAGGAGGUUCUGGUGAUUGUUCCUCCGGCGGCAUCACCUAUUUCCAGCCUGUGAACGAGAUUUUGGAAACCUACGGUCUUACAUUGGUUACGUCAUAACUAGCCAAUGCUGUUGCGACCGUUUGAGCAGAAGUGGAUGUUGAAUUUCUUGUCUAUACCUUGGAUAUGUAUAUAAACUUAUAUAUUAUGAGAAAUGCUUGAAAAUGAUUUCAC